GUUACCGGUUGAAAGGGUUAAAAGUAUCCUUUUAAACGGUACUCGAGGUUUACCCUUUGCAAAAGGGUACAUUUUAUCCUUUCAAAAGGGUUAAAACUAUCCUUUCGAUUCUCCUCACUGGCGUUACCCUUUCAAAAGGGUAACUCUCUUUGCAACAAGUACCACUAGCGCCGCCCUGGUUUCUAAAUUCGGUACUUAAAUCUGUUUGACGUUUUGGAUCGUGCUCGUGCGUGGUGCGUGUUUUUUAAGUUUUCCAAGUUUUUCUUAAACUUUUAGAGUUGUUCCUGAAGAUUAUGGCCACUCCGGUGGACCAUGUGCUGCACGAUCGAGAGGUCAACUAGUUUCCCGGUACCGAGUCGUUUUGCAUCUCGCUGGAAUCUUCGUAUUCGAUCCAACAGAUGAUCUUAUCUGAUGAUGAGUUGCGUUGCACGCAAGGUUGCACCCGGUUGUCACGGCUUUAUAGAAGACGCAUCUUGGAGAAAUACGCGAAAAUCGAGGUGAUCUUCAAAGCCAACGGAACGUCCAGAGUUCGACUCGGUUUGCAACCACGACGUCUAACGGUCGAGUGCAAAAAACUUCCGUUGAUUGGCGCUGCUGGAGGUAGCGAAACGGGACCUGCAGAACCAGGGGCAGAACCCGAACCGGAAACGAGCGCAGAAUCAGAGCCACCGACCGCCACCGGAGCCCGCUACGGAACUAGAACCGGAAAGCACCUGCUUCGGAACCAUCGGCCGAACCAGGACCGCAUCCAAGGCCCGAGGUGUCCUCCAAACCGGAACCGGAAAGUACUUCCGAGCCGGGAUCAUCCUCAGAAAGUACCUCGGAACCAGAAGGCAGAAAAUGGAACUCAAGUCCAAGAAGAUAAAGCGUGCCACCGGAGACUCCCGUCCACCAGCGAGCGAGAACCCGAGCCAACAUUCGAGCUGGAGCCCAAAUCGAAACCCAAAACAAUGCCGUCCUCUGUGUCGGAACCCAUGGCCGAAAUCACGGCCAAACCCAAACCAAAAACCACCAACACACGUGGACGUGGACUCCGCGGCACGACUUCAACGUGAUGGACUGCACAGACAUCGUGAUCGGAACAGCCCGCGAGGAAACUUACCGCGUGUGUGACUACUACACCCGUGAUCGGUCCACACCGCGAGGACUUUCUGGAGGACAAGUCGGAUCUGACCGCCACCGGAGGGUUCGAGGUGGACGGCACCACGGCGAUCGUGUUAGUCGCAAGCUGGCGGCGAUUUGAUGCACGUGAUUUGGGCCAAGGGACAGGAACCAUCCAAGUUCACAUAUGGCGAAGUUCAAAGCGUUUGCCGCUCGAUGAAAAUACAAUUUGAAAGUAGUAUCUAAUAUUACUGUUGAC
Messenger RNA from Culex quinquefasciatus (southern house mosquito), 1360 nucleotides. RefSeq lists its product as uncharacterized. The transcript has 4 exons. Bases 399 to 1055 code for a protein of 218 amino acids. The record is from RefSeq and is a predicted model, not a curated record. Lineage: Eukaryota; Metazoa; Arthropoda; Insecta; Diptera; Culicidae.